UAGUUGAAAUGAUAAUCGUCUGUCGAAAAACGGGGCGGUAGGGAUUAUAUCUAUUCCUAUUCCAGCAGAUGGUUUGCCAGACUCUGUGGAUCGUUUCAUUCAACAUAGAUUGGCCGAUUGCGUUCUACAGCUGAGCUCAAAACAACAGGCUUUGCAUCCAGAGGACCAACUCUCUCCCUUCUCUCGGUUUUCUCGUAGCACCGUUUCAUGAAAACGAGGGGCCAGGCACGGGGAUUUCACUGGAAUUCUUGCCAGUGGGCGGUUGGACUAUCUUUCCUUUCUUCAGCUGUGGCACGCUGGGUGAGAGAUGGAGAGAAACUUUUAAUUCUUGGUUGUUUGAUUUUGGGCUGCGCCAAACGCCGUUCCGGCACCCUCUUGAUCUUUUUCUCUAUCUUUUCACGCGCUCAUGGCUAUUUCCCACAAUGCUAUGUCCAUGAGGAUUUUCUGGGCUGCCUUCUUCUUCUUCUCUUUCUUUCUGACGGUUUCUCUGGUGGUCGCCUUCCUCUUCUCCCUCUCCCUGACAGUUCCCUUCCUCUCCGGCGGGAAAGAUGCCAUCGUCACUGUCAACGUCCAUGCUGCAAGGGAUCUUCUUGCUUCUGGUUACCGCUUACUUGAUGUUAGGACCAAGGAAGAGUUUGCCAAGGGGCACGUGAAGGAUGCCAUAAAUGUUCCUUAUCUGUUCUUCACCCCUCAAGGUAAACAGAAGAACCCUCGAUUUACAGAGGAGGUUUCUGCGAUUUUCAGUAAGAACGAUCCUAUUGUUGUGAUCUGCCGAAAUGGCGUUAGAUCACCGCGUGCGUGCAAUGAUCUUCUCAAGUCGGGCUUCAAGAAUCUGAAGAACGUAGGAAAAGGGUUUGCUUCUUGGGUAGACAAUGGUCUUGACCUGCAAGUACAGCAACUUUCUGAACGAGAAUCCAUGGCCGCCGAGCAGCACAAAGAAGCAACGUCAGCCAAGGUCAACGGCAGCGCCGAAACGGGAUCGGCUGAUAUAAGCAAGCUGGUUUGUGGACGCCGAUUCCGUGAUGUCAGCAAUGAAGCAGUCGUAACUGUUAAUGUCUACGCAGCAAAGGAUCUACUUGCUACUGGGCACAGUUUCCUCGAUGUUAGGACCAAGGAAGAAUUUAGCAAGGGACAUGUCAAGAACGCCAUUAAUGUUCCCUACGUAUGCCUGACCCCUAGAGGCAGAGAGAAAAACCCUACGUUUCUGGAAGAGGUUUCAGGCGUUUGCAGUAAGGACGGCCAUAUUAUUGUGAGUUGUAAUGGUGGUGGUAGAUCAUCGAGCGCUUCCGCCGAUCUUCGUAAUGCGGGCUUCAAGAAUGUGAAAAGCCUCGGUGGAGGGUUUCGUGCUUGGGUGGACAGUGGCUUCGACGUGGAAAGCCCAGAAGAUGAAACCACAAGAUGAAGAUUAAAGAAAAAGUGGCCUUGUUUGUGAUAUUUAAAUGUAUAAGCUUCCCGCACAAGAAAGAUGAAGGAGAUAUUCUUUCUCACUUUGUUUUGCAUUAUUGUGUAACUGUGAAGGCGAGAAGUUGUUUAUCUUCUGUACUUGGGGAUAAGAAAGGAGAGGGGGAGAAUGUUGUGUAUUUUCACAGGAC
Messenger RNA from Nymphaea colorata (pocket water lily), 1592 nucleotides. RefSeq lists its product as uncharacterized. Lineage: Eukaryota; Viridiplantae; Streptophyta; Magnoliopsida; Nymphaeales; Nymphaeaceae. The transcript has 13 exons. Gene Ontology annotation, molecular function: catalytic activity. The record is from RefSeq and is a predicted model, not a curated record. The coding region runs from base 407 to 1402 and encodes 331 amino acids.